Brassica napus (rape) is the source of this 513-nucleotide messenger RNA. RefSeq lists its product as uncharacterized. NCBI's taxonomy places the organism in Eukaryota, Viridiplantae, Streptophyta, Magnoliopsida, Brassicales, Brassicaceae. The record is from RefSeq and is a predicted model, not a curated record. The transcript has a single exon. The coding region runs from base 1 to 513 and encodes 170 amino acids.
AUGAGCCUACCAGUGUCAGCUAUGGUGUUCUCUGAAAACAAUGUAAGAGUAGCUGAAGAACGGUACCGAAGAGGCAAUCCGAAAGGAGCCCUUGAAGUUCUUCAUGCACUAACAUUUGUUUUCCCAAACACCUCUACGAACCAUCGUAAGAUCUCGCAGGUUUACCUGGCUCAUCAAAUUCACUGGAGGUUCAUAAACGCCAGCAGUUUUACACUCCACGACGUCCUCGGACUCCCCCCGUUCUGUAGCUAUCAAACAGCCCGUAGACAGUACAUGAACAUUGUGGCUAAGCUCUGCCCCGAGAAAAACAAAUCUGUUGCUGCCAAGUUAGCUUUCAAGAUCAUCAACGCAACGUGGAUGGCAUUGUAUGGUCCUGAGGAGGGGAGUGGGGUUGGCAACAUCGAACGAGAGUUAGGGAUCAUGUUUCAAGAAGAUGAACCGCCUCAUCAAUCAGUGAGGGAGGGAAAACGUCCUUGUGUUAAUAUCAUCGACACUGACUCUGAUUCUGAUUAG